AUGUCUCUCCUAACUCUCUGUUGGGCCUAUCCCCCCCCUGCCCCAGUUGCGCCGCCCGGUGCUGCGCUCGCAGCAACGGUCACCGUGCCUGCUUCAUUGGGAUUUGUACCGGUUGCGAUUCAUUUUGAUCUGUUUGAUAUUCUCGUGACUCUUGGUACUUCGGCGACUGCCGAGGAGGUGACGACGACCUGCAAUGCACGCAUCAAAGCCCGAAACAACAAUGAGCCAGAGCUGAGUACGUGUUUGAUGCCUGUUGGCUGGUCUGCUAAUUCUGCAUUUCUCAUCCUACACGACUAUCUACUGACAUACUUUUCUGCAGCGGAUACACUCUACAUCAUGGCCGGACUGGGUUUUGUCGAACGCGUGGAUGAGGACAGGUUCAAUGCAAAUGCCAUCACAAAGCACAUGGUCGCCAUGCCCUCUGCCCAGCAUGGCGCCCUGCACUUCACCACCGAGGGCUUGAUGGCUGGAGCAUUCCUGAUGAAGAAGCUCCAGGACACGAACUUUGCUUACCCCUUCGCGGAUGCAGACGGGCCCUUGCAAUACGCGUAUCAGCUUAUGGGCCAGCCAGAACUGGCCGCCCAGCACACGUACUCCAUCAUGGAGACCCAAGGGCGCAUGGACAGCUUCAACCAUUUUAUGGUGGGUAAGUUCCUCAAAUUCGGCACAUUUCCCGAGCGGGUCAAGGCCAUGGGAUACGAUCUGGACAGUGCAUUGGCUGUGGAGGGUGACUCGGGCUCGGCUGCAAUGGUCGACAUUGGUGGCGGUCGAGGCGAGCUCCUGCUUGAAGUCCAGGCUGUGUAUCCGCAGCUGAAGGCAAGUGAGCUUAUCGUGCAGGAGUUCAAUACCGAGAUUGACUGUGUGCCUGGUGUGCGCCUCAUGGAGUGGAAUUACAAGGAGUCAAGCGAGCAGCCUAUCCGCGGGGCGCGCGUUUACUCCCUGCAGCAUAUCCUGCAUAACUUGCCUGAUUUGGAUGCUGUGGCGUUGUUGCAGAAGAUUUCUAAGGCGAUGGCGCCUGGGUCGCGGAUCCUCAUCAUUGAGUACGCGAAGAAUUUGACUUAUACCUCGCUUCAUGCGAGUAUGAUUGCCCUGUAUGGUGGACGGGAACGCAGUGCAGCUGAGUGGCGACAGAUGGCGAGUUUGACGGGACUCAAGGUGACCUUUGAAGCGUAUAUCCAGGCUGGGGAGUCGUUGGUGGAGAUGAGGCGAGAUAUUUCUUAG
Penicillium nucicola is the source of this 1221-nucleotide messenger RNA. RefSeq names its product putative O-methyltransferase. NCBI's taxonomy places the organism in Eukaryota, Fungi, Ascomycota, Eurotiomycetes, Eurotiales, Aspergillaceae. The record is from RefSeq and is a predicted model, not a curated record. The coding region runs from base 1 to 1221 and encodes 406 amino acids. The transcript is spliced from 5 exons. Gene Ontology annotation, molecular function: O-methyltransferase activity.